CAAAAACAACAACAGCAACUCUACCACAAAUAAAUUAUUUGCACAAUGUCUGAACGGGAAAAUAAUGUGUACAAGGCUAAAUUGGCCGAGCAAGCAGAACGCUAUGAUGAAAUGGUUGAGGCCAUGAAAAAAGUUGCCUCCAUGGAUGUUGAACUAACCGUUGAAGAACGUAAUCUUUUAUCGGUUGCCUACAAAAAUGUGAUUGGCGCUCGUCGUGCCUCAUGGCGUAUAAUUACCUCAAUUGAACAAAAGGAGGAGAAUAAGGGUGCCGAGGAGAAAUUGGAAAUGAUCAAAACCUAUCGCGGACAAGUCGAAAAAGAAUUACGCGAUAUAUGCUCGGACAUAUUAAAUGUUUUAGAGAAACAUCUCAUUCCAUGUGCCACCACAGGCGAAAGUAAAGUAUUCUACUAUAAAAUGAAGGGUGAUUACCAUCGUUAUUUGGCUGAAUUUGCAACCGGUUCGGAUCGCAAAGAUGCGGCCGAAAAUUCAUUGAUUGCCUAUAAGGCAGCUAGUGAUAUUGCUAUGAAUGAUUUGCCACCAACACAUCCAAUUCGUUUGGGUUUGGCGCUUAAUUUCUCGGUAUUCUAUUAUGAAAUUUUGAACUCACCCGAUCGCGCCUGCCGUUUGGCGAAAGCAGCAUUCGAUGAUGCCAUUGCAGAACUUGAUACAUUAAGUGAAGAAAGUUACAAAGAUUCCACACUUAUCAUGCAACUGCUGAGGGACAACCUUACAUUAUGGACAUCGGAUAUGCAAGCCGAUGGUGAUGGUGAACAAAAAGAACAAAUCCAAGAUGUUGAAGAUCAGGAUGUGUCGUAAUUUAAGUAAACCCCCCACAAAACAAAACAAAAAAA
Messenger RNA from Musca vetustissima, 851 nucleotides. RefSeq names its product 14-3-3 protein epsilon (gene 14-3-3epsilon). The transcript has 5 exons. The record is from RefSeq and is a predicted model, not a curated record. Gene Ontology annotation, biological process: signal transduction. Bases 46 to 816 code for a protein of 256 amino acids. Gene Ontology annotation, cellular component: cytoplasm. Lineage: Eukaryota; Metazoa; Arthropoda; Insecta; Diptera; Muscidae.